GUGGCGAAGCCUGCAGAGCUGCUGCCAACGCCGAGAAACAAUCAGCAAACAGAUAGCAGGGAGGAGCGAUGACAGAUUAAAGGUUAAAAGAGAGUGAUAAGGAGAACCUUGACCCCCAGCAACGCAAAAGAGGAGAGGAAAAGAGGAAGAGGAGGAGGAGGAAAGAUGGAGGGAAGUGUGCAGAGGAGUCCUAGCAGAGCCGAACCGUCCAGCCCAUCUGGACGAUCGGCCCUCCCUGAGCUGCGAGUGAUUCUGCUGGGCCGCCGAGGAGCAGGCAAAAGCUCCACGGGUAACACCAUUCUAGGAGCAGCGAGGGGUUUCGAAGUGGACCGCUGGACCGAAGAAUGCACCAAACAGAGAGGGGACAUGAUGGGCCGUCGCGUUCUGGUGGUGGACACCCCCGGUUGGGAGUGGUACUACUCGGCCAACGGCACGCCAGCCUGGGUCACCCGCGAGGCCAUGCGCAGCAUGUCACUGUGCCCUCCCGGCCCGCACGCCUUCCUGCUCAUCCUGCGCUCGCGCGCCUCCGUCACGGGCGACUUCGUGCGCCAGGCCAAGCGCCACCUGGACAUGCUGGGAGCCGACGACAGCGCCUGGCAGCGCACAAUGCUGGUGGUCACCCGCGGCGAUGAACAGGGCCCCACCGACAUCUCCGGCGUGGAGACAUCGCCGCGUGCCGAGAGGGAGGCCUUCCGCGAGCUCCUGCAGCGAUGUGGGGGCAGGUGCCACGUGAUGGAGAACCGGCGCCGGGUCUCGUCCCCCGGUAACGGCGGCGGUGACGACCGGCAGCAGGUGGCUGAGCUGCUGGUGAAGCUGGAGGAGAUGGUGGCGGCGGCCGGCGGCGGUCACCUGGAGGCCCGGGCGGCGCCGCUGCUGCAGGGCCUGGAGGCCGAGGGCCGGCGGAGGGGCAGGGAGAGGAGGAAGAAGCAGCGGCAGAUGGAGGCACAGGCCCAGAGGAGCUGCAUCAGGGCGGCACUCAGCAGUGACCACCCCCCAUCUGAGGACCAGGAGGACCGGCAGUUGUUCCCCAGGGGAGGCCGGCGUCUCCCCGAGCUCCGACUGCUCCUGCUGGGGGAGCGAGAGACGGGAAAGACCUCCGCUGCCAACACACUCCUGGGCCAAGCGCUCUUCCAGGCAGGCUCAGCCACAGAGGAGAGUGGCAGGGGCCAAGCUGAUGUUGCGGGCCGCAAGCUGACCGUGGUAGACACCCCCGGCUGGGAGGGCGGACCUGAGGGGGGCACCCCGGAGAGGGUGAAGCGUGAGAUCAUUGCCGGGGUGGCACUGUGCCCACCAGGGCCCCACGCGGUGCUGGUGACGCUGCGGGUGGACGUGGUGGUAGGGGCAGCGGCGGCGUCAUGCCUGCAGGAGCAGAUGGCGUCGCUGGGUGAGGGCGUGUGGCGGCACGCCAUGCUCCUCUUCACUCGUGGCGACAAGCUGCGCCCUGGUGUGACGGCCGAGCAGCACAUCAACAGCGGCGGCCUGCACCUGCGGCAGCUAGUGGAGCGUUGCGGUAACCGUUACCAUGUUCUUAGCAACGUUGCCCCUGCCUCGACAACAGCGACCGUACGACCGUCAAAGGAGGUGGCGGAACUGCUGGACAAGGUGGAGAGAAUGGUGGCGGGCAAUCGGUGCGAGGCCUUUUCACCACUCGUGCACGACAUCCAGCAGCUGGGCCGCAGCAAGAACGAACGCUACCACCUGAGGCUGCGGGACCUGAACGAUCGCCUGCAGCGGCAGGAGAAGGAGCUCAAGAGGCUCCGAGAGGGGGAGGUCAAGAGCCUCCGCUGGAGCAUCCUCCGGAAGAGGGAGAAGGGGAAGCACAGCCCAAGAGGAGGGGGAGGAGAGGAGGAGUCUGGGAGGGAGAGCACCCCUGAAAAGGGAGGUGAGGACCAGAGAAGCCUGAUAAGUGAGCUGGAGGACAGGAUGACAUGGCUGACGGAGGACAAGGAGAGAGAGAUCCAGGACCUGACACUGGAGAACGACCGUCUGGCUGCCGAGUUGGAGCGCGUCUUCCGAGAAAAGCAGGAGGCGACCAUGGAGGCGGAGGACAAGAGCCGGGAGGUGGACGAGCUGACGGAGAAGGUGGAGGAGCAGCAGGUGAAGACCAUGGAGCUGGAGCAACAGAACCUGGCCCUGCAGCAGCAGAAACGACAAAUGGAGUGCACAUGGAAGACAGAGACGAAGGAGUGGGCUGCGAAGCUGGAGCAGGCACAGAGAGAUGCGGACAACUUAAAGCUCAAAUGCGAUGAAGACGUCUCACAAGUGAGGAUGGAGAUGGAAAAGAGGUUGAAGGACAAAGAGAACGAGAUGAAGAGGCAACUGCUAGAAAAAGAGAGGAAAAUGGAAGAGAUUGAACAGCAGAACGCAAAGAAGGAGAUAGAGAGGGUGUCAAAGCAGAAGGAGUUGGAUGCAAAACGAGAAGAAGAAAUGACCAGACUGAAAUACAGUAUUCAGGAGAAGAUGACAGAGCUGGCAAGGCUUGAGCAACUGAAUCAGAGCAAAGAAAAGGAGAUUGAGGGAGAGAGAAAGAGAAACACCGAGAGUCUAAAAAGGCACAAAGACAUGGAAAAUGUACUCCGCGAGAAAGAAGAGGAGAUCUCUGGGCUGCAUCGCUCGCACAAGGAGCAGAGCGCGAAAAGAGAAGCAGAAAUGAAGAGAAAGGUGGAUGAAAGAGACGGGCAGAUCAUUCUUUUGAAACGACUCAACCAAGAGAAAGAAAAAGAGGCAGAGCAAUUGCAGAAAACAGUUAAACAAAUCCAGAGAGACCUGAGUGACGCCAAGGCCGAGUUCCAGAGAAAAGAAUCCGAGAAUGGUCUGCUCGUCAAGAACAUGGAAGAGGAUCACAGAGCAAGGGAGGAGGCGCUGAAGGCAGAGAUCGAAAGAACCAAUAAGCAAAAGGAGAAGAUGAAAUCCCAGCACGAGCAGGAAACUAAACGGGCAGAGGCAGAGAAGGCGCUAGCCUUGGAGACGAAAGACGACACCAUCAGACACCUGGAAGAGGAGAAGCGAGAGGCGGAGAAACAUCUGGUGGAGGUGCGGCAACAGCUCAAAGAGAGCCAGAAGCGGUUGGAGGAUCUGCAGGAGAGGAGGCAGGAGAUGGAGGGAGAGAUCCAGCAACUCCAGCAGAAGAGCGAGGACCUCCAGAGGGACCUCCAGACCCAGAGGGCCAACCACGAGAGGAGGCAGGUCGAGCUGGAGGACCUGCUGCAGCAGAGCCGAGAGACUGUGCGAGUCAAGGAGGCCCAGCACAUGGAGGUGGUGCAGGAGCACCGGCAUGAGGCCACGGAGCUGCGGCUGACCAACGAGACACAGCGCAGGGAGGCAGACAAGAUGCGAGAGAGGAUGGAGGGACAGGAGAGCCAGAUGAAGGAGAUGAAAGGAUACUACGAGCAGAAGCUGGCCGAGAGGCAGGCUGAGCAGCAUCUGCAAGAAACGGAGAGAGAGCAGGACCUGAGCAGAAGGGAGAGAGAGCUCAAGAUGUCCGAACUUCAGGUCACAAAUAAGAUGAAGGAGCUGCAGAAGGAAAAAGAAGAGCUCAACCGACGAGAAGUGGAGCUGACGGAACAAGAAAAUAACCUAAGAAAGAGAGAGGAAGACCUGGGGAAACAGGAGUGUGAGCUUGGACAACAGAAACAAAACAUAGAGCAUCUUCAAGAAAGUUAUCAACUGAAAAUCGAAGGCCUAAGGGAGAAAGAGCAAGAGAUAAAAGAGAAAGAAUCUCAACUACAAAAGCAAGAGGAAGAAAUAAAACACCUAGAACAAAAAAUGACUGGACGGGAACUCGGUGUUGAAAGCAAAGAGAGUCAGCUUGAAAAGAAAAGUGAGGAACUCGGCCUUAGAGAGAAAGACAUGGAGAACUUCCAUCUUACACUUAAGAAAAUGGAGAGUGACCUGACGGAGAAAGACCAAGCACUGAAGGUUAAAGCCCAGGAACUGGAAAAGAGAGGGAAUGAACUUGAAGCUGCAGAGGAUAAGUUGGAAAAAGGUAAUCAAGACCUAAAAUCCAGAUCAGAGCAGACACAUCGAGACUUGGAGAGAGUUCGACAGGAAUUAGAGAGGAAAAGAGAAGAAGCGGACAAAAGGGAGGAAGAACUAAGAAAGACAGAUGAGGUGCUGACCAAUGAGAAGCAAGAGAUUGAGAACAGUAAACGUGAACUGAUCUCUGCCAAAGAAGAGCUAGAGAUGAAUAGAACUGAACUGCUAAGACAUGAAGAGGAGGUCAAGGAGGAAUGCCUCAAGAGAGAAGGGAAUCUGGAGAGAAGGGAGAAUGAACAGGGCAAAAAAGAGCAAGCCCUGAAACAGCUGGAAGAAAAAUGUGAAAACAUUUCCCAGGAACUGGAUGAUAAGCAUCAGGACCUUACUGAGAAAGGAAAGAGACUACAGGAAAAAGAACAACAGCUCUUAAGCCAGGAACAUCGACUGAGUUGUGCAGAACAAGACCUUUCAGAAAAAGAAAAACAACUGGAGAAUAAACUUCAUGAAUGUAGGAUGAAAGAAGAGGAUGUGGAAAAACAAGCUUUGAUUCUGGAGAAAAAAGAAGCUGAACUUCAAGAGAAAGAACUCUACUUCAGAAAUCAAGCGGAUGAACUGGAGAACCAGAGGCUAAACAUUGAUAAAAAGGAAAGUGAACUUCAGAAAAGGGAACUAGAGCUCCAAGAAAGGGAAGAAUCACUUGUGAGUAGGGAGAAGGAAAUUGAAGGAUGUCAAGUUGCACUAGAGAAGAGCUUACAAGAGCUGGAGAGCAAAAAAGAAGACAUAGUGAGACAGGAGGGCCUCCGUGAGCAUGAGCUUAACAACAAAGAAUAUGAACUAGAACAAAGAACCAAUGAGCUAGAACAUAGAGAACAGGAACUCUUUACAAUUGAAGAAAUUCUUAAAAGUAAGAUGCAGGAGGUAAAUGCAAUGGCUAAGAGACUGGAGGAAGGCAGACAAGAACUAACAGACAUCAUUCAAAGAGAGGAGAAUCUCGAGAAGAGAGUUGUUGACAUUGAAAACAAAAAGAUUGGCAUACAGGAACAGCAUCUACUGAAGAAAGAGGAAGAUUUUGAGAAAAGAGAAAGUGAGGUGCAGAAACAGGAACUGGCACUGGUCUGCCAGGAGCAAAAUCAGGCCAAGAGGUCACAAGACCUUGAAAGACAAUUGCAAAACCUCGAGGAAAGGGGGCGGAGGAUGACGGAAAAAGAACUAGAGCUACAAAACCUAGAAAAACAACUGAGCAGCAGAGAAGACCUCAUCAGCAUUAAAGAGAAUGAAAUGGACAAAUAUCAACAUCUGGACAGGAUGGAAGAAGUCCAUAGACAAGGGCAGCUCAAACAGAAAAAUGAGUUUGAUGCAGGAACUGAAAGUAUGAAUGAAUCACAGGAGAACCUUCUGAGGGUCAAACAGGAGCUGGAGAAGAGAAAAGUUGAGAUUGACAGCAGAGAAAAGCACUUAGGAGACCAGGAGCAGAACAUGAAAAAGAAGGUUCUGGAGUUAGAGCAGUGGGAGAAAUACCUGUACAACACAGAACUCAGACUAGUGAGUAAGUCUAAGGCUCCUGGGGGCAGAGGAUGGAGCAGGGACGCAGCAGAGCUAGAGAGGACAGAGCAAGAGCUGAGCCAAGCAGAAAAAACUCUGGACGAUCUGCUGAAUGAGAGGAGAGAGAGAAAAGAGAACGGAGGACUUGAGGAGAAGGACAGUGAGGAGGAGGAGGAGGAGGAGAGUAUCAAUAAAAUGAAUGGCACAGAGAUGGAGAGAAGAGAAACUGAGCUCAUCCACAAACUCACAGACAUGAAAAAUCGACUAGAGGAGCUCAUCUCUGGCCCUGGAGGAGAGGUGGAUGCCUGUAAUGACCUGAGUGAGGAGACACAGCUGGACACGGAGAGACAGUUGGAGACUAGUCAUGUGAGGCAGCCACAGGUCAACAGGACCAAGAGUCGUCCUGGAGCCACACUGGGAGUCAAGGUAAGGGCAAACAGCGAGGGAGAGGAUGAAAGCGACAGUGACCAUCACAAUGAAGACUACCACCAAUCUCACAGCUCUCUCAACAUCACACCAGAUCUUGUGCCCAGGGUCCCAGAGCUGAGGCUGGUGCUCCUAGGAGAGGCCUGGUCUUCACGGCACCCAGCUCGCCACAUCUUCCUGGGCCAGGACUUGGACGACACCAGGGCGCCCUGGAAGGGGCAGGUGGCCGACAGGAAGGUCAGCCUUGUGGAACCUUCCGGUCUCAAGUGGCGCUCAUGCAGGAUCCCAACGGCAGCACAGCACCGGGACGUCCUGCAGAGCAUCUCCCAGUCUCAGCCAGGCCCCCAUGCGUUCCUCCUCAUCAUACCGGCCUACCUGUCCUUCACACGGGCAUACCGGCACGCAGUGCAGGCCACGGUGGCAGCACUCGGGGAUGAGGCCUGGAGGCACAGCCUGGUGGUGCUCACCUGGGGGGAGGCUCUGGGGGAGAGCCCCCAGCAGCACCUCCUCAGGAACAGGGACCUCCAGUGGCUAGUGGGGAGGUGUGGGGGCAGGUACCAUGUUCUGGGCCAUGGUAAGCAGAGAGACAAGCAGGUGGCAGAGCUGCUGGAGAAGAUUGAGAGAAUGGUAGCGAGGAAUGGAUACAUGCAGCAGAGUGACUAGAGAGGAAGAGAUCAGAUGUGUGUGUGUGUGUGUGUGUGUGUGUGUGUGUGUGAGAGAGAGAGUGUGUUUGUGAUUGUAACUAAUAAGGUAUUGAUAAUACUGUAUCAAGGAACUAAUUACUUUUGGGCUUCCUCUAAAACAUAUGCACAAACACAAACAAUGCAGAGGUGUCAUAAUGUAUCAAAUAACCAUAUUCCAUCUUCACGUAUGCAUGCAUACAGUAUAUUCAUACUCUGCUGCGCGUCGGGGUCCGGUUCGCCCUGUCGGGACUUAUUUUCCCAAUAAUGACCGGCAUUCUAUACAUUAUCCCUUACAAAUAUGCAUUCAUAAAUAUAUUACAUUUGCAAAUGUCCUAUUUAUAACAGUACUUAACCCCAAUAAUAUCCAGUAAGGUAGAAUGUUGUGUCUUUGAGCUGUGUGUGUGGUAUUCAAUAUUGUGUGUAUAGUGUUAAAUUGUGACAAGGUUGUACCGUGUAGGCUACCAUCACAAAUAUGUACUUCCAAAGUCAAUGUAGACAUCAAUUUUUCAUUCAAUAAAGUUUGGUGUAUGCCCA
Messenger RNA from Alosa sapidissima (American shad), 7160 nucleotides. Its product is annotated as trichohyalin. Bases 166 to 6606 code for a protein of 2146 amino acids. Lineage: Eukaryota; Metazoa; Chordata; Actinopteri; Clupeiformes; Clupeidae. The transcript is spliced from 3 exons. Gene Ontology annotation, molecular function: GTP binding. The record is from RefSeq and is a predicted model, not a curated record.